ACUAACUGGGUCUUCCAACCGCCAGAGCAGGUGAGAAGGGGAACACAAAGAAGAUCUGUUCUGACAGCUUUGGCUGAAAUCAGGACUAAACUCCAGGAGGAAAGAAGAUCUGUUCUGACAGCUUUGGCUCAGGAAUAAACUGCACGAGGGACAAGAUGGGGGAAGUGAAGAUUGAAGAGAGAGGACAAUGGGCCAGUAAGACAGAGUUCCUCCUGGCGGUCGCAGGGAACGUGGUGGGCCUGGGAAACGUCUGGCGGUUUCCCUACCUCUGCUACAAAAAUGGAGGGGGUGCGUUCUUGGUGCCGUACAUGGUGUUUGUGGUGACGUGUGGGGUGCCCCUGUUCCUGUUGGAGACGUCGAUGGGUCAGUACACCCAGGAAGGAGGAAUCACUGUGUGGAGGAAGCUUUGCCCUCUGGCAGAAGGUAUAGGCUAUGGGGGCCAGGUGGUUCUGCUGUACAGCUGCAUAACCUACCCCGUCAUAUUGACCUGGGCCCUGUUCUACUUGAUCUUUUCCUUCAGCUAUGAGCUCCCUUGGGCCAGCUGCACCAACUACUGGAACACAGACAAAUGUGUAUCAUUUUCCCUGGGAAACGGGGCCGUCGGAUGGAACAACCAGACCAACUCUACCUCCGCAUCCACAGAGUUUUGGGAACAGCGAGCGUUGUCCAUCUCAGGUGGGAUUGAAGAACUUGGCAGCAUCCGAUGGGAAUUGCUGCUCUGUGCCCUUGUAGUGUGGGUAGCUUGUUACUUUUGCAUCUGGAAAGGAGUCCGCUCAACAGGCAAGGUGGUGUAUGUCACUGCAACCUUUCCCUACUUAAUGUUGCUCAUUUUGCUGAUCCGUGGACUCACUCUGCCGGGGGCUAUGAACGGAGUGGUGUACUAUCUUUACCCAGAGCCGUCACAUCUAUUGGACCCACAGGUAUGGAUGGAGGCUGGUGCACAGAUCUUUUUCUCCUACAGCAUAGGAGUGGGAUCCUUGACCGUGCUAGGGAGCUAUAACCCUUACUACAACAACUGCUACAGAGACUGUCUGUGGUUGUGCUUGCUGAACAGCUGCACCAGUGUGGUAGCAGGGUUCGCUGUGUUCUCAGUACUCGGAUUCAUGGCAGAGAUGCAGAACACGCCCAUUGAUCAAGUGGCAGAGUCAGGCCCAGGGCUGGCGUUCGUUGCAUAUCCUCAGGCGAUAGCCAUGAUGCCGCUGCCUCAGCUGUGGGCCGUGUGUUUCUUCAUUAUGAUCAUUCUCUUGGGCCUGGACACUCAGUUUGUUGCAUUGGAGGUGGUGAUGACAUCGGUCAUAGAUCUGUUCCCCAAAGUGCUCCGCAAGGCCGGCCGCCGGGAACUCCUGCUCCUCCUGUUCUGCUUUGUCUGCUUCUGUUCGCAGCUCGUCAUGGUCACGGAGGGAGGAAUGUUUGUGUUCCAGCUGUUUGAUUACUAUGCAUGUAAUGGAGCAUGCAUUCUCUGCCUUUGUGUGUUUGAAGCAUUUGCACUUGGCUGGAUAUUUGGGGCUGAGCGGAUGUAUGACAUCAUUGAGGAUAUGACAGGUGUGCGGCCCAACUGGUUCUUUAAGCAAUGCUGGCGUUACCUCACACCCCUGGUCUCACUGGUCUCUUUUAUAUACUCUAUGGUUGAUUACCAGCCACUCACCUUCAACCGCUGGUACGUGUAUCCGACCUGGGCAUACACGUUGGGCUGGCUGAUGGCCUUGUCCUCCAUGAUUCUGGUCCCAGCAGUGACGCUGAUAAAACUGGCCACUGUGCCUGGAACUCUGCCUCAGCGAUUGCGUCGUCUGUGUCAACCUGCCGCCAAAUACCCGCUGGCCCUGGACAAGGAGGGGGAGCCAAUGGCCUGGGACAGGGGGGGGGAGCCACUCAGGGAGGUGGAGCCUCUCAGGGAGGUGGAGCCACUAAGGGAGGUGGAGCAAAUCAGGGAGGUGGAGCCACUGGCCCUGGACAGGGAGGUGGAGCCGUUCAGGGAGGUGGAGCCACUGCCUGAGGACAGGAAGGUGGAGCCGCUGCCCAAGGACAGGGAGGUGGAGCCACUGGCCCAUGUCAGGGAGGUGGAGCCGCUCAGGGAGGUGUAG
Gadus chalcogrammus (walleye pollock) is the source of this 2081-nucleotide messenger RNA. Its product is annotated as sodium- and chloride-dependent GABA transporter 2-like. Gene Ontology annotation, biological process: sodium ion transmembrane transport. The transcript has 14 exons. The record is from RefSeq and is a predicted model, not a curated record. Gene Ontology annotation, cellular component: membrane. The coding region runs from base 156 to 2081 and encodes 641 amino acids. Lineage: Eukaryota; Metazoa; Chordata; Actinopteri; Gadiformes; Gadidae.